GAACAUAAAACUGCAGCUUCCGGAAAUAGCCGAAGCCGCUUUGCAAUCGUUGAAUGCCAAGACCCGAGAAUGACCCGAAGUUGAAGCUAAUUUAAUGCUGUUUCUGCUCUGCUUAUAACUACAAGACUGCUAAAGUAGCUGCCAGUGAUAAGAAACGAAAAGUCGUGUUCCUGCAGAGCCAAGUCCCCAGUGGUUGUUGUUUCUACUGUAAUAUAGACCCUAGAUCCAGUGCUUUAACACACCAGCUGUGAAGUUAUCCAGCCUGUUACUGCCUGCUCUUGGGUGGCAGUAAGUUAACGUGAGGAGCUGAAGAGAUGGACCAGAACAACAGUAUACCACCCUUCCAGGGGCUGGCUUCCCCUCAGGGCGCCAUGACCCCCGUCAUGCCAAUGUUCAGUCCCAUGAUGCCAUAUGGCUCAGGCCUGACACCACAGCCAGUACAGAACACCAACAGUCUGUCUAUACUGGAGGAGCAGCAGCAACAGCAACAACAACAGGCACAGCAGGCCAGCACAGGCCUUCCAGGGACGUCGGGGCAGACCCCUCAACUCUUCCAUUCCCAGACAGUAACAGGCACGACCACCACAGCAUUGCCGGGAAACACGCCGCUCUACAACACCCCGCUGACGCCCAUGACCCCCAUCACACCCGCCACACCUGCCUCAGAGAGCUCUGGCAUUGUACCACAGCUACAAAACAUAGUAUCAACUGUAAACCUGGGCUGUAAACUGGACUUGAAGACCAUUGCACUGAGAGCCAGAAAUGCAGAGUACAACCCAAAGCGUUUCGCUGCGGUCAUCAUGAGAAUACGAGAGCCCAGGACCACCGCUCUCAUCUUCAGCUCUGGAAAGAUGGUCUGCACCGGAGCCAAGAGUGAGGAGCAGUCAAGGUUAGCAGCCAGAAAAUAUGCCCGUGUGGUGCAGAAGCUCGGUUUUCCUGCUAAGUUCCUGGACUUUAAGAUUCAGAACAUGGUGGGCAGUUGUGAUGUGAAGUUUCCCAUUCGACUUGAGGGAUUAGUCCUGACACAUCAGCAGUUUAGCAGCUAUGAACCAGAGCUGUUUCCAGGACUGAUUUACAGAAUGAUCAAACCUCGAAUCGUCCUGCUCAUCUUUGUUUCUGGAAAAGUUGUACUCACAGGUGCCAAGGUGAGAGCAGAGAUCUACGAGGCAUUUGAAAACAUAUACCCCAUCCUGAAAGGUUUUCGCAAGACAACGUAGAACCUGUAGCGUUUUCUGUAAUUGUGUCCCCAUCCAACUCUUUUUACUUCGAUGUUUUUGAAGAGUCACAUCAAAGUGUCUUCUUUAUGUUGACCUAAACGAGUGGACUGCUGUAAGGGCUGUUGUGUGAGGAUGUGGCAGUGUCACCUUUUACUUUUCGUCCCUCUAGAGAUUCAGAUUUUUUUGGAGAUCAGGAUUUUAAACAUUUUUUUCCCCCCAGUGUUUUGCUCACAUGUUGGUAUAUUUAAACUUUUUAGUUUCUACAAGUACUUUUCUGUCCUGAUCACAUCCCUGAUUGUACAUAAGACUGUAAAAAAAAAUGUAAAAACAAUUAUUAGAAGAGAAGCAGUCUGACUGGGACUGUUUUUGACUUUAUUUUAAGCAGUUUUAAACACUUUUGUACUUUACAUUUUUAUUCAUUGUUCAAUCCCCAAAUUGUAUCAAGACAUGUUCUGUCAGAGUGACUAUCUUAUACAAACCAAUAAGCUUUAUGUGAGUCUUCAUGCCUUCUCCAUUCAGAUGCUCAUUUAGUUGCUCUUAAACUUUGAAUUAAUUGCCUCAAUUGAUCCAAGUUUUAUUUCCAAAGUUGUCAUUUCUAGUUGGUUCUUGAAGGUUUUGUUACUUGGUUUAAGGUCCUGGUACAUUUACUGUUUAGUCUGAAACAGAUAAAGUGUAAUUUCAGACAGAAGUGUUUUAAUGUUUAAAAAGUAUGUAAAUAGUUUAUUUUUUUUACUUCAGUUGUAAUGACUGGACCUCAACCUUGAGGGGGUGCUGCUCUGCAACUUUGUGGACUAAUAGACACCCUGUUAGAGCAGUUGGGUUUGGAAAUUUAGACAAAUUUAGGCAGGAAUGAAAUGUAAAGAAAAGAUGGGUUUUGGUCUAAAAAAGAAGAGGCUGCCAUUGUCCUCCUAAAUUCACAUGUAGCACUGAACAGCAGUAUAAUGGGAGAUAAUCUAUACAUCAUAUUGCCAUGUAUAUGUAUUGUUUUAAAGUUUUCAUAUGUAUUUUUUGGCUAUUCCAAACAGCAUUUAAUAGUUUUCUUUUGAGAAUUAUUUUUUUCGACCAUUGGAAGACGUGACUGUCCUGGUUCUUCGUGCUUUUUGCUCAGGCACACACUUCGACAAAAAAAGGACAUUUAAAAUAAGUCUAAAUAGCGAAUCCUUCUUGAUUUGCUCAUGUGUGAUCCAGCCAGGUUCAGCUGGACACAUUCCUGACAACAAUGUAAACAUUUAGCUGUUAACCAGCUCAGUAAUUUAGGUUUUCAGCCCACUGGGUUACUAUGUUCCUUAAAGUCAGUUUGAUCACUUGUCUUGCAGUAGCAGAAGAUGUUAUCAAACUCUGUUACAUUUACUGCUUCUUCUGAAAUUGUUAAUGUGCUGCACUGUGCAUUAAUAAAUUAUGUACAUACUGA
Molecule: messenger RNA, 2628 nt
Organism: Acanthochromis polyacanthus (spiny chromis)
Lineage: Eukaryota; Metazoa; Chordata; Actinopteri; Pomacentridae
Gene: tbp
Product: TATA box binding protein
Exons: 9
Coding region: 315-1217 (300 amino acids)
Biological process (GO): DNA-templated transcription initiation
Molecular function (GO): DNA binding; RNA polymerase II general transcription initiation factor activity
Source: RefSeq, a predicted model, not a curated record